Molecule: messenger RNA, 339 nt
Organism: Symbiodinium sp. CCMP2592
Lineage: Eukaryota; Dinophyceae; Suessiales; Symbiodiniaceae
Source: the annotation of a GenBank genome assembly
AUGAUUCGAGUCGAGCACCUGGGUGUUGGAAAUCGGAUGUGUGCAGCGGGAUCUCUGAAUUCAUUGCAGGUGGUCAAUGUUGAGCGAUAUGAGAAUGAAUGGACAGAGAUAGUCAAGAUAGAGACACGCAGCGGCGCUUCAAUUGUGGUGACGUCUACGCAUCGGAUUGUAAUGCAGCAUGGCACAAGGACGGAGGCCGCUCAAGUAAGAGAAGGUGACCUGGUGAAGACGGCCAGCGGGCAUGCUCCAGUCAUCUCUGUCGCACGGCAUGCCGACUGCUUCACCAUCUUUCAGGUGAUGUUCAGCCCCGACGAGGCGGUUGAGGCACAUCUGACUUGA